AUGGCGUGCUGUUCAGGUUACAGCACAAAUCGCUUCAAAAUUACUGUGGAUAGCAACUUUCUUUGUCCAAUCUGUGCAGAAGUUUUAAAAGAUCCUGUUCAAUGUCAAAAUCAACAUUAUUUCUGCAAGAACUGCAUAAAGAAACACCUUGAAAAGAAUGCGAAAUCAUGCCCUAUAUGUGUGCAAGAUCUGAGCGAGGAAACAUUGGCUCAGCCUCCUAGGAUUCUUACAGAUUAUUUGAAUGGUCUUAUGAUUAGCUGUGAUCACUCGGAAAGAGGUUGUACUGAGGUGCUACCAGUUUCAGGACUACAAGCACAUGUUCCUGAGUGUAACUACCGUCCCAUUGUUUGUACAAAUGAGAAAUGUGGACAAACAUUCAACCAAGAAGAUCUGACUGAACACGUGAUCAGUGCAUGUGAGUACAGACUGGUACAUUGCCCUGACUGUGAGGAUGAAAUGAUUUAUAAGAAGUUCAGUAAGCAUGCAUGUGUACUUAGUAAGGAUCUCAACAAAUUGGGACUAGAAUGGUCAGAAAUAAAGAACGUUUUGGGAGAAAUUUGCAAUUCUCAGAAAGAAAUGUGCAAUUCCCAGAAAGAAAUAUGUGAUUCACAGAAAGAAAUGUAUUGUUCGCAGAAAGAAAUGUACAAUUCCCAGAAAGAAAUGGAUCAUUCCCAGAAAGAGAUAUUGAAGUCAGUACAAAGUUUGGCACAUGAUAAACAAAACAUACCACAAGCACCCCCACCAAACGUUAUUGCUACUGUCAUGGUUAUUGGUGGCAAGAAUGCAGAGGGUAACCUGUGCUCUGUUGAAGCUUUGUAUCCAGGUUCUCAGACAUGGAAAGUGUUGCAAUCCAUGCAAGAAUCCCGUGGUUCUGCUGCAUCAGUAAUGUAUGGAAAUGAUGUCAUUGUCAGUGGAGGACGCUCGGAACCAUCCCUCCUAGGUUGUAGUGAUACAAUAGAAAAAUUAUCAUUGGUCUGCAAGCCGUUAAGGUGGAUUCCUUUCCCCGUCAAAUUGCCACUGAAGAUAUGUGGACAUAAAGUUGUUGUUAUUAACAACUGUCUUUAUUUGGUCGGUGGAUUCAAUGAGGGAAAUUCUUGUGGUGCCAUUUACAGCAUCUUACUUCUUCCUCCAUACACCAUAGAAUUGAAAUGUCAAAUGACACAGCCAAUCUGUUUUCAUGGGCUUCAAGCUUUUGAAGAGUCAGUGUUUGUAUUUGGGGGAUCAACAUCAUCCUCAAUGCAAAAUGCAGUUAACUCUGUAUUAUCUUAUAAUACAGUGAGUGAUGAAAAGAAAGAAAUGCAACCUUUGCCAUUUGCAAAUUGUGAUGUAGCUACUGUAAGAUGGAAUGACAAUGUCAUCAUUAUUGGAGGCACCACUAAUACGUCUGUGUCUUUAAUAAACACAGUGAUUCUCUACAGCGUGAAGGAGAAUAAGCAUAAGAUGUUGCCAUCGAUGAAGCAUGCAAGGUCGUCAUGUGGAGCAACAAUUGCUGGCAACAAAGUUAUUGUAAUGGGAGGUUAUGAUUGGUUUGAAAAGAAAUAUCUUGAUUCUGUGGAAUGUUUUGACCUUGAUCGUCAAGUGUGGCAAGAACUUCCAGUGAUGAAUGAAGCCCGAAGUGAGGCCACUGCUGUGGUCUAUGCUGGACUAUUUUAG
Paramuricea clavata is the source of this 1653-nucleotide messenger RNA. The record is from the annotation of a GenBank genome assembly. NCBI's taxonomy places the organism in Eukaryota, Metazoa, Cnidaria, Anthozoa, Malacalcyonacea, Plexauridae.